Molecule: messenger RNA, 3942 nt
Organism: Xyrauchen texanus (razorback sucker)
Lineage: Eukaryota; Metazoa; Chordata; Actinopteri; Cypriniformes; Catostomidae
Gene: ccnd2a
Product: cyclin D2, a
Exons: 4
Coding region: 99-509 (136 amino acids)
Source: RefSeq, a predicted model, not a curated record
UCAGACCGCAGGAACUGCUGGAAUGGGAGCUGGUUGUCCUGGGAAAGUUGAAGUGGAACCUGGCUGCUGUCACUCCCAAUGACUUUAUUGAGCAUAUUAUGAGGAAACUUCCGCUUCCUGAGGAUAAGCUGGACCUGAUCCGUAAACACGUUCAGACUUUCAUUGCUCUUUGUGCAACAGAUUUCAACUUUGCAAUGUACCCUCCAUCCAUGAUCGCAACGGGCAGUGUGGCAGCGGCUAUCUGUGGCCUUCAGCUCAACAGCACUAACCGCUCGUUGUGGGGAGAAAAUCUUACAAAGUUGCUUGCCAAGAUCACAAACACAGAAGUUGAUGUGCUAAAGGCAUGCCAGGAGCAGAUUGAAAGAGUGCUGAUGAAUAACUUGAGGGAAGGCCGCAGGCAGCAGCAGAAACAACAGCAGCAGCAGGAACAGGGUGGACCCCGCAGCAAAGCACUUGAUGACCAGGACCAGUCCAGCACCCCCACCGAUGUACGAGACAUAAAUUUGUGAGGCUGCUGCAGGAACGCCGUGAUCAGUCUUCAAGAAAAAAAAAACAACAAAAAACAAAAACGACAAAAAAACAAACAACCCCAACAAAAAGUGCUUGCUAGUCUUUGUAGAGUUUGUCUUCAUUUUUCAGUACAAUUGCUCCUGAUAAUUACAAAAAAAGACAAAAAAUAAAUAAAUCAAAGCUAUUUUAGAUUAAAAAAAAAGUUUUAAUAUUUUUUAAAAGAUUUGAUACUGAUGCAAAAGGUUCUAUGGUGCCUCAGACUCUUAGAAGGGAAGCGUGUAGUAUUUUACAAACUCUUUUGAUUGUGUAAACAUAAUAAUAUGAUAUUUAAUGCAAAACAGAUGUGUAAAGGGCUUUUUAAAAUAGAGAGUCUACUGUAUCAGACUGGCAUAAAAGGGUACAAAUGUGGGGCAAUGUUUUUCCUGUUUUGUUGUGUUUUUUUUUUGUUUUGUUUUGUUUUUUUGGUUCAUGUUGGAAUGCCUGAACUUGAACACACAAAGUGCCAUGAGGCUGUUAAAUGGAUGCACCCAAGUGUGCAUUAGGACCAGAAAAAGGGAUUAAAUUGCAGCAAUGAGACAGAAGUCUUGCUCACAGAAUGUAUGUGUCUUUUGCAAGGACAACGGGGGCUUAUGUAAUGAGAAUAGACAAUUAUAAUUAUUUUAUUAAUAUAAUAAUUAUUAUUAUUAUUAAACAAGCAAGUUAUUGUCUCUCAGUGCUAAAGUUACAGACACUUCAAAUAAGCUUUUGUCAAGCUGCUCGUGUGCAUGCAUUUAUGUGUGGUGUAUGUUGGCUCAUGUACAAGUGUGUACAAGUUACUCUAUAUCAGGCACUCUUGUGGGCUUUGUUUAAUCAUCUAUCUGCAAGUGUUGGCAAUAGAGACUGGCUCAGGGGUGGGGACCCAGUCAAAGUUCUGGACAGGUGAUAGCAAAGGUUUUUUCCACAGUGCUUUUGCCGGCUUUGAGGGCCUCCUGUAUCAGUGCCGUAUAUGAAAUGCUUUUAUUUACUGGCCUGGAAAAUGCUUGAGGGCUGAGCCCAAUCCAGUGCACAGAACAAGAGGAGGCAAGAAAAGGGAGCGGACAGAGACAGGUAUGUUCCCACAUACCUUCUUAAAGUUGUGGAUAAGGUUGCUUUUGGUUGCAGCAUCCGACUAAAUAUUACAAUUGUAUUGGAUACAGACAGUCUAUUACGUAUUUACGUAUUUUGUUGUGUGUGUGUGUUGAAGGAGGUUGAUUUGUGUUAGCAAAAAGUUGGUCCCUGUCAGGGACAAAGAGGUCAGCUGUGGAGGUCUGGAUUUGCAAACAAGUGUGUGUAAAUUCUGCAAGCAGUAAAGGAAUGUGCAUGCAAGAAUGAUCGAGGAUGAUGAUUGUAAAAUGAUGAUGAAGCCUGGUUGGUUUGCGAUGUGAAGCAUGCUGCUGAAAGGAGGAUACUGAUAUGGAGUUAGGAGAAGCCAGGAGAAAAACAGCCAUGGUUUCCAGAAAUCACAUGAUAUUUAAGAUGUCUGUCUGUUUGUCUGUUUUUAUUUUUGUUUGUCUUGUAGGUGUAUGUAUCAUCUUUGAAUUACAGACCAGUAUCUACACCAGUUUGAUUGGCACUGCCAGCUCAUAACUGGGAAGGUAUGAUGCAAGGAUGAUGAGUGGCGUAGGUUAACAAUUAUUGAUCUGAGCGUCUUUACUCCAUCGCUUUCAACAAAGAAGUAUUUUGAGAGCAUUUUUCCCAUGAGCAACAAAUAGUUAUAGUUAAGGAGUAAUUUUUUUUAUUUCAUUUUUUUAUCAUUUCCUUUUUGGGCUGGUUUCCCAUGUUUAGAUCAUGGCAUGGUUCGGUUCAUCAUAGAGUUAAAGCAUUGUAAAUUGGUGCUUUCCAAUGUUGAAAAUGUUCACAUUAUGACAAUAACAGCAACAAAAUAAUAACAAUAAUUAAACAAAUUAAUAAAAAAGACCAAAAGACAGAAACCAUUCAGAUUAAAAUGGAAGAGUAAUAUGUUUGUUGAUUUGCACGCUCUAAGGGCAGUUUUCUUGAAAUUAGUAAAGAACUAGAUUUACUGCACCAUUGCAGAAAAACAGUUCAAUAUAGUGCCUUGAGUCUAAUGUAGACGUUCACCCUGUGUUGCCAUACAUUGGUCAGGCCGCUUAACCAUAAGAUCCACUACCCAGUCAUCCAAAAUAUGCUGCUUCCAAAGGUUGAACUGGCAUGGGUUUUGAUAACUUUCACAAAAGUCAGUGGCUAAAAACAGGGUGCAUCAGCAGCACAAUACAGCUAUUAUAUGCUGAAUUCUCAUAGCUUACCUUAAAAAGGGGCAGUCGAGCUUAAGUUUGUCUACGUGUAUGUGUGUGUUUGUGUGCAUGUCUUUCUGUGGGUAAAGGAGUCUGUGAGGAGUUGUACUCAUCAUAAAUUUCCUUGCUUCAGAAAUAGUUCUUAGUAACGCUUGAGUUUCACAAGUCACGUUUACUCCAUCCUCACACCAAAACCCCCAGUCAAUCAUGUUGUAUUAAGUUAGUCUGUCUUAUUAUUUUCCCAGUUCUGCUCUGAAAAUGAAUUACAGUACUGUUAUCAGAUUGUAUGGGUGGCUGUGUGCUUUGACUUUGAAUAAGGACCCAAGUUACAUUCCUUAAGGGGUAUGAUACUGUAUUCCAAAGUAAUGAGAGAUGGAAAGGGUGUGAAGACAUCAAUCAAGUGUCAAUAUUGUUAUUGAGUUAUUAUUGGGUUUUUUCGCUGCUAAAAAGCUAUGAUUUUUUGUUUCAUCUUAUACACAAAAAUAACAUUACAUAGUUGUGAUUUCACAUCAGUGUGCUGCUAUUUUAUAAACAAUUGUAUUAUAAUUAUUUUACUGCUUACAGAAUACUUUGAGAAUACAGAAGUAGAGGGUAAAAGAAGAACAUGAAAUGAGUAUUCGACUGGAAAUGCUCUUUGUACAGUGUGCUCUUAUUAAGGCAUGUUUCUUUACCUUUUAAUAUUUUUCUUCCUCUUCUUUCUGUCACAUUCUGUAAGCGUGGUAUCUCUAUACCUCAGGUUUACUGGAUAUAAAGACUUUCCCAUUACCUCACACCACUCACAAACAGUUUUUCUGGAACCUGGAAAUGACAGCACAUGAAAGAGUUUAUGACGUCUUUGUUGUGUCUGAUCAACAAGGCUUCCACAUGGACUUCAGAAAUAGUGGAUGGAGGAGAGAAGAAAAGAUUUUUGUGGAUUAUGUUGUUGAGAACGCACCUGCCCUCAUUUUUAGAAGUUUUUACGCUGUUUAAUAUUCUCAAGAACAAUGUCUUAUGUACUCUGCCCAUAUCGAUGGAUGUAAAGUUGUAAAUAUUGACUAAGACUAAGUCACUGGUUAUCAACAACAUUAAGAAAAGCUCUCCUCCUUCCACUAUAAACCAGAUCAUGUACCUCAGUUAUGUCUGUUGCACAACCUCUGAUCAAUAAAUAUUUGCUUUAAAGAAU